AUGGAAGCAAGAAACGUAGAGAUCAAGUCACGAGCUAGUACUCUGUUCGUUAGAUUCUAUCUCUCUGUAGGACACAACAGAAAGGUCGAAUGUCAAGGGAACGAAGCAGCAGUCGAUGAACUGAAGCAGCAGAGAGCCGUUUUCGAGCUACGGAGGAAGAAAAAGGCGUCGUUGCUUAGGAAGUCACUGAGAUCGGAGAUAGCUCUAAAAGUCCAAGCUUUAGAAAUGGAAAAGAUGUUGAUCAUCAACAAGAAAGAGAAGAGAUUAGAGAAGCUUUGUGUGUGUUGUAGCAGUAGAGAUUGUGGAAGUUGCAAUUGUUUAGAUUACGAAGCUUUUGCUUUAGCUUGUGCUUUAGAUUGUACUAGAAUUUUGCCCUCUGCUAUGCAGGGGGAU
Thlaspi arvense is the source of this 393-nucleotide messenger RNA. NCBI's taxonomy places the organism in Eukaryota, Viridiplantae, Streptophyta, Magnoliopsida, Brassicales, Brassicaceae. The record is from the annotation of a GenBank genome assembly.